Cydia amplana is the source of this 2721-nucleotide messenger RNA. It is a transcript of the gene eIF3a, whose product is annotated as eukaryotic translation initiation factor 3 subunit A. NCBI's taxonomy places the organism in Eukaryota, Metazoa, Arthropoda, Insecta, Lepidoptera, Tortricidae. Gene Ontology annotation, biological process: formation of cytoplasmic translation initiation complex; translation reinitiation. The transcript is spliced from 15 exons. Gene Ontology annotation, molecular function: translation initiation factor activity; mRNA binding. The record is from RefSeq and is a predicted model, not a curated record. Gene Ontology annotation, cellular component: eukaryotic translation initiation factor 3 complex, eIF3m; eukaryotic translation initiation factor 3 complex, eIF3e; multi-eIF complex. Bases 142 to 2706 code for a protein of 854 amino acids.
GGAACUGACAUACGAAGACAGCCAUUUUGUCCUGCAGCCUGUCAGGCCGGUGACUUGGAAAGGAAUAAUUUACGAAUUAUUCCCUUUCACCAAGACGAAAAGUCCCAAAAUUGUGUUAAUGAAGUGAAAAGUGCAGUUUAAAUGAUGGCGCGAUACGGUCAAAGACCGGAAAAUGCCCUCAAACGGGCCAAUGAGUUUAUGGACCUGAACAAGCCUGCUCGGGCGCUGGACACCUUGCAAGAGGUUUUCCGCAACAAGAAAUGGGCUUACAACUGGUCGGAGUCUGUGCUGGAACCGAUUAUGUUCAAGUACCUGGAGCUGUGCGUGGACCUCCGCAAGUCCCACAUCGCCAAAGAAGGCCUGUUUCAGUACCGGAACAUGUUCCAGUCGGUGAACGUUGGAUCUUUGGAGCAAGUCAUAAGAGGUUAUUUACGAAUGGCAGAAGAGAGAACGGAGGCCGCCCGGGCGCAAUCCACACAGGCUGUUAUCGACACUGAUGAUCUUGACAAUCUUGCUACACCUGAGAGCAUCCUACUAAGUGCCGUGUCCGGGGAGGAUGCACAGGACCGCUCUGACAGGACUAUACUUACUCCAUGGGUGAAAUUCCUAUGGGAGUCCUACUGCCAGUGCUUGGAGCUGCUCCGCACGAACGCGCAUGUGGAGACCCUGUACCACGACAUCGCGCGCAUGGCGUUCCAGUUCUGCCUGAAGUACUCGCGCAAGACCGAGUUCAGGAAGCUCUGCGACAAGCUGAGGAAGCAUUUGGAGGAUAUCUGCAAGCCCACCGUGCAAACCGGCAAUGUGAGCAUCUCCAAGCCGGAGACGCAGCAGCUCAACCUGGAGACCAGGCUGUUCCAGUUGGACAGCGCCAUUCAGAUGGAGCUGUGGCAGGCAACUUACAAGGCAAUUGAGGACAUACACAGCCUGAUGAACAUGUCCAAGAAGACCCCCGUGGCCAAGACCAUGGCCAACUACUACGGCAAGCUGGCCCUGGUGUUCUGGAAGGCCGGCCACUGCCUGUUCCACGCCGCGGCUCUGCUCAAGUUGUUUCAGCUGUCCCGAGAGAUGAAGAAGAACAUCACCCAGGAGGAGCUGCAGAAAAUGGCGUGCCGCGUGCUAGUGGCCGUGCUGUCCGUGCCGCUGCCCUCGCUGCACCCCGAGUUCGACCGGUUCGUGGAGACGGACAAGAGCCCCGUCGAGAAGGCGCAGCGCCUCGCCGUGCUGCUCGGCCUUGCCCAGCCGCCCACCAGGACCAGCCUGCUUAAAGAUGUGGUCCGUCUCAACGUGGUGGGACUGGCGUCUCCGCAGCUGCAGCAGCUGUAUGCCUGGCUCGAGGUCGAGUUCGACCCGCUGACCAUCUGCCACAACGUCAAGGGGGUCAUCAAGGCCCUGCAGGAGGAGCCGAACUCCCCACUGGUGCAAUACACGAACGCCCUAAACGACGUGGCGCUAGUGCGGCUCGUCCGCCAAGUAGCCCAGUGCUACGCCUGCGUGCAGUUCCCGCGCCUGCUGCAGCUGGCCGCCACCGACGACCUGUUCCACCUGGAGCGCCUGCUGGUGGACUGCGUGCGCCACAACGACAUGCAGAUCCGCGUCGACCACGCCAACAAGUGCGUGCACUUUGGCGUGGAAGCUGGUGGCGGCGAGUGGUGCUCGGCCGCCGACGAGGCCUGCGGCGGCGCCAUCCUGCAGGCCACGCCCGCUGAGGAGGUCCGCGAGCAGCUGGUCCGCGCGGCGGAGGUGCUGUCCCGCGCCGUGCAGACGCUGCUCCCCGCGCGGCGGCGCGCCGAGCGCGAGCGCGCGCGCGCGCACAUGGUGCAGCACUACCACGAGCACAAGCACGCCGAGCACCAGCGCGUGCUGCAGCGCCACAAGAUCAUCGAGGAGCGCAAGGAGUACAUCGAGCGGCUCAACACCGUGCGCGAGGAGGAGGAACUCAGGCGUCAGGAAGAGCAGCUCCGCAUCGCGGCCGCGGCCGAGGCGCGCCGCCAGGAGGCCGAGCGCGAGGAGCGCGAGAAGCGCCGCCACGCGUCAGAGAUGGCCGCCGUGCGCGAGCGACAUCUGCGCGAGAGGAUCGCGCACAUCUCGCAGAGCGACGUCGGCAAGCGCGUGCUGUCCAAGCUGGACGAGGAGGUGCUGAAGAAAAUGGACGCGGAAGCGAUCGCCCAGCGCGAGGCCGAAGAGCUGAUGAAGGAGCGCCGAGAGCUGCAGGCCCGGCUCAAGUCGCAAGAGAAAAAGGUGGAUUAUUUCGAGCGCGCCAAGCGUCUGGAGGAGAUCCCUCUGCUGCAGAAGAGUCUGGAAGAGAAGCAGGUCCAGGAUAAGGCCUUCUGGGAGCAGCAGGAGAAGGAACGCAUACAACAACUUAUCGAGGCGCGCACCCGCGACGUGGCCACCGCCGAGCGGCUGUCGCGCAUGCACGCGCACCGCGACGAGUUCGUGUCGCGGCUGUCGGCCGAGCGCGGCGCCGCGCACCGGCAGCGGCUCGAGGCCUUCGCGGACAAGCUGGCCGCCGAGCGCACCAAGCGCCGCCAGGAGCGAGCGCAGCAGCGCGCCGAGCAGCGCCGGCAGGAGGUGAGUGUCUACACCCGGGGCUGUACUAGCACCGGCAGCGGCUCGAGGCCUUCGCGGACAAGCUGGCCGCCGAGCGCACCAAGCGCCGCCAGGAGCGAGCGCAGCAGCGCGCCGAGCAGCGCCGGCAGGAGGUGAGUGUCUACACCCGGG